Molecule: messenger RNA, 1414 nt
Organism: Cimex lectularius (bed bug)
Lineage: Eukaryota; Metazoa; Arthropoda; Insecta; Hemiptera; Cimicidae
Product: DNA repair protein XRCC3
Exons: 7
Coding region: 204-1142 (312 amino acids)
Biological process (GO): telomere maintenance via recombination; resolution of mitotic recombination intermediates; t-circle formation
Cellular component (GO): replication fork; Rad51C-XRCC3 complex
Molecular function (GO): ATP binding; four-way junction DNA binding; ATP-dependent DNA damage sensor activity
Source: RefSeq, a predicted model, not a curated record
UUCUGUUAUGGCAGUUGUUCCUGUUAACUAGCACGUGGAGAAGGUUCUGUAUAUUCUAUUGUCUGUAAUUCAAUACUAAUAUAGUCUAUACUACAUAGUACAUACACUAUCUACUAAAUAGUUCUAGUACCUGUUGUGUGUUGUGUUUUCUUUGUAUUUUAUACAGGUUUAAGACUGGCCUUAUUUUAUUAUCGACCAAAGACAUGGAUGAUAUUGAUACAUCUGAGCUGAGCGAAAGUUUGGCAAUUAAACUUAAAAAAAUUGGCCUUCUCUCAAGUCGAAAAAUCAUUGUGAUGGAUUCGAGUGAAUUCCGAAAAAUGGAGAACUUUACAGAUGAAGAGAUUCAUCUGGUUAAAAAUGCUGCUGCCAAUAUUAUCAUUCCUCAAGGGUUUAAAACAGUAAAUGAAGCUAAAAGAAUAUACAAAGAUAAGUGGAGGACUCUGACUUUUGACUGCAAGGGAAUCGAUAAACUUACAGGUGGUGGCAUACCAACAAGGGGAAUCAACGAACUUUAUGGUGUGAGUGGUGCCGGAAAGACACAAUUCUGCCUCCAAUUAUCGAUCACAGUACAGUACCCCUUAGAGCAUGGUGGUCUUGGAAAAAAAGCCGUAUAUAUAUGUACUGAGGACAGAUUUCCAGCCAGACGCCUCCAGGAGAUGGUUCUCAACUUUCCCAGGGGCAAUUUUGAGAUUGAAGGAAAUUGCACAGACAACAUUCUCGUUGACCAUAUCCCCCAAGUGGAAGGUCUGAAAGAUUGCAUUUUGAAAAGGCUGCCACAUGUUUUGAAAACGCUAUCCAUUGGCCUUAUAGUCAUAGAUUCAAUUACUGCUGUCUUCCGAGCUGAGUAUGGCUCAGAUGAUUUAGUGGCAAGAUCAAAGGAGUUGAAAAUCAUUGGGUCAGAGCUGCAUAAUUUGUCCAGAAAAUUUAAUGUCACUAUUUUGUGUGUUAAUCAGGUGGCAGACUCAUUGGAAAACAACGAGGUUGUGCCUGCUCUGGGCUUAGUCUGGUCAAACUUAGUUACAUCCAGAUUCCAAGUAUUGACAGGAAACGAUUCAAAGAUCUUCAGGGUUGUUGCAGCGCCUGAUAUGAACUGUGGGGAGUGCAAAUAUAAAAUAACAGCUAGGGGCAUAGAGGAUGGAUAGAAUAAACUGUACAUACUUAAACAUUCAUGAGUUUUGAAUUAUUGAUUUGUUCCAAUCCCAUUUGCACUAUAACAUUUCUCUUUCUUUUCUCAACAAUUCUCUUUCCUUAUUUAGCACUUGCAGAUCUUUUAAAUGUGGAAAAUUCAAAGUAAAAAUAAUGUGUUUGAGAAUAAUAAUGAGCAAUAUCAUUUUCAAAUGAUCAUUUCUGCAAUAAAAUGUAUGUAAGCUGAAUGUAUGUGAAAUGUUUUAAAUAUAUAAAAUUUGAAAAAUUA